Molecule: messenger RNA, 2197 nt
Organism: Trifolium pratense (red clover)
Lineage: Eukaryota; Viridiplantae; Streptophyta; Magnoliopsida; Fabales; Fabaceae
Product: soyasapogenol B glucuronide galactosyltransferase-like
Exons: 1
Coding region: 42-1688 (548 amino acids)
Molecular function (GO): UDP-glycosyltransferase activity
Source: RefSeq, a predicted model, not a curated record
ACUCAUGACCCAGUAAAUGUUACCAAUUAAUCUUUGUUUUAAUGGUAAACCUUUGGCCUUUUUUCUUGUUGUCUUUUUGCUGUCGACAUAGAAUUGAAAAACAAUGUAUCUCAGGCACCGAAAGUACCCUUAAUAAAUAUAAACUCUCCCAAGUACAGAACUACACAUCCACUUCAAAGAUUUCAAAAGCAACAAUGGAAUCUCAACAAUCACAUAACCAAUUAAAUGUAAUUUUUGUUCCAUAUCCAACUCCAGGCCAUAUGAUUCCAAUGAUAGACACAGCAAGACUAUUUGCAAAACAUGGUGUUAAUGUUACUAUCAUCACUACACAUGCCAAUGUUUCAACCUUCCAAAAAACCAUAGACAGUGACUUCAAUUCAGGUUACUCUAUCAAAACUCAACUUAUUCACUUCCCUUCAGCUCAAGUUGGUCUUCCUAACGGUGUUGAAAAUCUCAAAGAUGGAACUUCCAAUGAAAUUCUUGAUAAAAUAACUCGUGGAAUAAGCAUGCUUCAAGAUCCUAUUGAGGUUUUGUUUCAAGAUCUUCAACCAGAUUGUAUAGUCACAGAUAUGAUGUAUCCUUGGACUGUAGAAGCAGCUGCAAAACUUGGUAUUCCAAGGAUUCAUUUUUACAGCUCAAGCUACUUCUCCAACUGUGCUUUUCAUUUUAUCAUGAAGUAUAGGCCUCAUGAUGGUUUAGUUUCUGAUACACAGAAAUUUACUAUUCCUGGUUUGCCUCAUACUAUUGAGAUGACCCCUCUGCAGAUUCCUGAUUGGUUAAGGGAAAAGAAUCCUGCCACAGCUUAUUUUGAACCAAUUUAUGAAUCAGGGGAGAAAAGCUAUGGCACACUAUACAAUAGUUUUCAUGAGCUAGAAAGUGAUUAUGAGAAACUUAGUAGAAGUACAUUGGGGAUGAAAUCUUGGAGUGUAGGACCAGUUUCAGCUUGGGCUAAGAAGGAUGAUCAAAAGAAGGUGAAUAAGGGACACUUGGGGGAGCUUGGAGAAGAGGCUGAGUUGCUAAAUUGGCUUAACUCAAAGGAAAAUGAGUCAGUUUUGUAUGUAAGUUUUGGAAGUCUUACUAGGCUAGCUCAUGCUCAGCUUGUAGAAAUUGCUUAUGGACUUGAAAAUUCAGGUCAUAAUUUUAUCUGGGUUGUUAGGAAAAAUGAUAAAGAUGAGGGUGAAAAUAGUUUCCUGCAAGAUUUUGAGCAAAGGAUGAAAGAAAGCAAAAAGGGGUACAUCAUAUGGAACUGGGCACCACAGCUUCUGAUAUUGGAUCACCCUUCAACAGGUGGAAUUGUGACUCACUGUGGUUGGAACUCGAUUCUCGAAAGCUUGAAUGCUGGUUUGCCAAUGAUCGUGUGGCCAAUGUUUGCUGAGCAAUUUUUCAAUGAGAAGUUGCUUGUUGAUGUUUUGAAGAUAGGAGUCCCUGUUGGAGCUAAAGAAAACAAGUCAUGGAAUAGUGUUUGUGUAGAGGCAAUGGUUAGAAGAGAAGAGAUUGCAAAGGCUGUUGAGAUUUUGAUGGGAAUUGGCCACGAGAGCAAAGAAAUGAGGAUGAGAGCAAAAAAGUUUGGUGAUGCUGCCAAGAGGACUAUAGAGGAAGGUGGACACUCUUAUAAAAACUUGAUUCAGUUGGUUGAUGAGCUGAAAUCAUUGAAGAAAUCUAAAGCAUUUAGUGAUAAAGCAGAUUAGAUCAUUGAAUGAAAGAGUAAUCUUGAAGCAGAUUAAUGAGCUAGCUGAUGAAGACUUUGAAUAUGAUGAAACAACAUCCAAGUAAUUUUCUCCAGGUUUUUUGUUGCUGUAAUCUAGAGUUCAAUAAGAUGAAACAACAUCAAAUCAUUCUUGUGCACUGCAAUGAUGAUAAAAUUAGUUAGUUUUUACCAAUCAACUUUCAUAUUACACUAAGAUAAAUAUAUGAUGAUAAAUGUUAUGAUAUAUUUGUACCUUUGUAAAGGUCUAGAUAUAAUGGUUCACUUCUCAGUACUCAGAUCAUUAUCCAUUAUCCAUAAUCAAUAAUCAGAAUGCUAAUGUUUUAAUUGCAGUUUGCUAGAGAAAGAAGAUAUAGUAGUGUAUCCAAUUCUUAUCAAAGUAUUAAGAGGGAGGUGUAGUAUAGAAAUUGCAUCUAAUGCAACAAUGGUUGUAAAGUGUAUAAUUGGUAAAUGCUGAUAUUAAAUGAAACUGAUGUCAUUCAUUGGAUCCUA